Messenger RNA from Sinocyclocheilus grahami, 1635 nucleotides. Its product is annotated as IQ motif and SEC7 domain-containing protein 2-like. Gene Ontology annotation, molecular function: guanyl-nucleotide exchange factor activity. NCBI's taxonomy places the organism in Eukaryota, Metazoa, Chordata, Actinopteri, Cypriniformes, Cyprinidae. The annotation marks the transcript as partial. The transcript is spliced from 6 exons. Gene Ontology annotation, biological process: regulation of ARF protein signal transduction; actin cytoskeleton organization. The record is from RefSeq and is a predicted model, not a curated record.
AUGCACGAGGACAGCACAGCUACCUCGUACAGUGACGUCACGCUGUAUAUGGACGAUGGCAUGCCAUGUUCUCCACUAUCCAUCGAGCGGGUUCCCUCCAGUACAGACACGGAGUACUGGGGCGUAAGUAGCGGGGUCGGAGGACAUGAAGACAGCCGGGAUACAGAGGGCGGUGGGAGCAAUAACAGCCGGCGUAGCACACCAUGCACUGAAUGCCGAGAUUUCCGGUUGCGGGGGUCACACCUCCCCGUUCUCACCAUAGAGCCACCUAGUGACAGUUCUGUUGACAUGAGUGACCGUUCAGAUCGAGGAUCCCUCAGCAGGCAGCUACUUUAUGAGCAGGAGUCUACGGCGGGUGGAUCGCCUCAAGGGACUCUCAAACACAACCCUGCCCCUCGCACACCCAAUCCCUGUUCAGCACAGGGCCAGACGAGACCCCCGGGUCGCCCCAUCCCAUCCCCUCUUCCAACACACCUACCACACCACACAAUGAUGCACCACCAUCACCACCCACACCUUCACCAUCCAUUGCACCACCACCCUAUGCCGCACAUCCAUCACCCCUACCCUGACCCCACGUCUCCCUCGCCCACUCAGCCUCCACUCACACCACUUUCUUCCUCGUCCUCCGCGCCACUGCCCGCUACUGGCCUGGAGCACUCGGAUGGGGACAACGACUCUCUGAACUCCACCACCAACUCCAAUGAGACCAUCAACUGCAGCUCAGGCUCUUCGUCUAGGGACAGUCUAAGGGAACCGUUGCCUCCUCUAGGAAAACAGACCUAUCAGAGAGAGAGCAGGCAUAGCUGGGACUCGCCCGCCUUCAACAACGACGUGGUGCAAAGGAGGCAUUACCGCAUUGGACUGAACCUCUUCAACAAGAAACCAGAGAAGGGGAUCCAGUAUUUGAUAGAGAGGGGUUUUGUCUCAGACACACCUGUGGGCAUUGCACGUUUCAUCCUGGAGAGGAAAGGCCUGAGUAGACAGAUGAUCGGGGAGUUUCUGGGAAACCGUCAGAAACAGUUCAACAAGGAUGUGUUGGACUGUGUGUUGGAUGAGAUGGAUUUCUCGGGCAUGGAUCUGGAUGACGCCCUGAGGAAGUUUCAGGCUCAGAUUAAGGUUCAGGGGGAAGCCCAGAAGGUGGAGAGACUGGUAGAGGCCUUCAGUCAGAGAUACUGCGUGUGCAACCCUGCACUUGUCCGCCAAUUUCAGAACCCAGACACUAUCUUCAUCCUGGCAUUUGCCAUCAUCCUUCUCAACACAGACAUGUACAGCCCCAAUGUCAAAGCUGAGAGGAAGAUGAAACUGGAGGAUUUUAUCAAGAACCUUAGAGGAGUGGAUAAUGGACAGGAUAUUCCCAGGGAUAUGUUAGUGGGCAUCUACCAGCGCAUUCAGAAAUGGGAACUCAGGACAAACGAUGACCAUGUGUCUCAAGUGCAGGCUGUGGAGAGGGUCAUCGUGGGCAAGAAACCUGUGCUUUCUUUGCCACAUCGCAGGCUAGUGUGCUGUUGUCAGCUGUAUGAAGUCCCGGACCCCAAUCGACCCCAGCGGAGUGGAGUUCACCAGCGUGAGGUCUUCCUCUUUAAUGACCUGCUAGUGGUGAGUCUUCACUUACCGCAUAUUUGCCUAAUUACU